Messenger RNA from Vitis riparia (riverbank grape), 2130 nucleotides. Its product is annotated as vesicle-associated protein 1-2-like. Bases 960 to 1841 code for a protein of 293 amino acids. The transcript is spliced from 9 exons. Gene Ontology annotation, cellular component: plasma membrane; endoplasmic reticulum membrane. Gene Ontology annotation, biological process: endoplasmic reticulum membrane organization. NCBI's taxonomy places the organism in Eukaryota, Viridiplantae, Streptophyta, Magnoliopsida, Vitales, Vitaceae. The record is from RefSeq and is a predicted model, not a curated record.
GAAAAAUUUUCAAAAGAGAACGGACAGUCCAGCAGGUACAACCGCCCACAAGGCCACACCCAAACAAACAAGCGAACCAACGCCUUCUCUAUACCCAUGAUACUUGACUUGCACUUCAUCUUCUUCUUCACUCACUCACUCACAAUUAUCAUACCGUUCCACCAAACUGUUAACUGCUCUCUUUUUCUCUCUCUUUCUCUCCCUCAAUCCAUUAACUUAAAUUCUUCACUGUUGUUCUCUGCCCCCUUUCAAUCUCCAUUUUCCAGCCCAUACUGUUGUUGAUCGUUGAAUUUUGGUGUAUGGGUUUGGAUGAGUGUUGGGAAUUGAAAAGACCCCUCUACCGAACUGUUGACAGCUCUCCUUUUUUGUCUUUUUCUCUCCCUCAAUCCAUUAACUUAAAUUCUUCACUAUUGUUCUCCGCUCCCUUUCAAUCUCCAUUUUCCAGCCCAGUAAGUUUUUCUUUCUUUUUUCUUUUUCUUUGGGUUGCUUUGAUUUUUGGUGUUUUCCUUGUUGUCAGUAUUGUUGUUGAUCGUUGGAUUUUGGUAUAUGGGUUUGGAUGAGUGUUGGGAAUUGAAAAGAAAUGUGGAAUUUGGAGCAGCGUUCUUUUUUAUUUCUAUAAUCAUGGACGCUUUAGUUUUUUCUCUUCUUUUCAUUUUCAUCUGGUUUUCUUGGCAACCGAAUGGAGCAUUAGUGGAAAGGAACAAUCGUUUGAGUACUUUGCAUUGUUCCAGUGGUUGAUCUUUGAAAUUGUGUGUGUUUUUCUUUCCUUUCUCUUAUUUAUUUGGCUGUAAACUUUGAUCUGUUAGCAGUAUUUUGCCUUUCGUUGUUUGGUUUAGUGCAUGAGGUUUUGUGGAUUGAUUUCUACAGUGUACCCUUUCGCAUUUUCCAUCUUAGAGACAAAAAUUUAGCGAUUGCUGUCUGCAGUGUUUGAUUUUGUUUUUCUGCAAAGAUAAAUCGCUAUGGAGCUCUUGGACAUUCAACCACGCGAACUCAAGUUCACAUUUGAGUUGAAGAAACAAAGUUCAUGCUCAAUUCACCUUGUCAAUAAAGCCGAUCUAUAUAUCGCUUUCAAGGUGAAGACCACAUCUCCAAAAAGAUAUUGUGUGCGACCGAACACAGGCGUUGUUAAGCCAAAUGCAGAAUGUGAUGUCAUGGUUACCAUGCAAGCUCAGCGUGUAGCUCCACCUGAUAUGCAGUGUAAAGAUAAGUUCCUGAUUCAAAGCACAGUUGUCCCCUAUGGUACAACUGAAACCGAUAUUAGAUCUGACAUGUUUGCAAAAGAUAGUGGCAAAUACAUUGAAGAGAAAAAACUAAGAGUGGUUCUCAUUGGCCCUGCUCAUUCUCCUGUAUUGCUACCACUUAAUGGAUUAUUGAAGCAAGAUCCAUGUCAUGAAAUUUUUUCACAAAAAGAUCAAUUGCUGAGUGGAGUUGAAAACACCCCCCCAGCUCAUGCGGUAGCUAAGGAUGUAGAGGGGUUCAAAACUGCUAAAGUUACAGAUGAGUCAAGAGCAGCUAAGGAUGUGGAGUCAAGACCAGCCGAGGAUGUGGAUGAACUGAAGUUAACACAUGAUAUUGCUAAGGAGAACUUAGCCAAGGACAUUGAGGAGUUGAAUUCAAAGCUAAAUGUAUUAGAGCUAAACCUAAGUGAGGCCAAACUUACCAUCACAAAGCUAACAGAGGAAAGGAGCAUGGCCACUCGGGAGAAGGAAACACUUAAGCAUGAACUAGCAAUGUUGAGGAGGAAGAGUGAUGUGAGAAGAGUCCGGGUGGGUUUCCCUUUCCUGUUUGUUCUGAUAAUUGCCCUCAUCGGUAUUGCAGCUGGAUACCUUAUGCACUCAUAGAAAGAAGACUUAUUUUGUACACUGUGACUGACUGCCUGGAAUUUUUAGAAGGAACAAGUUUUCCUUCUCAAUGAUCAGACACAGGAUUUUAUAGUCUGUUUAUUGACCGGCCCAUGCCAGAAUCGUCGACAUAUUGUGUGUGAUAUAUAGGAACCUAGUAAAAAGUUGCUUGUAAAGAGAACUGAUCUCUUUGAAUAAAAAGAAGAGCCAGUUUGUAGAAUGACCAUUUUGAGGAGCUUUUUCCUUAUCAGGUCUAUGAAUCAUUAUGAAUUUCAUUUGAUUUUGAUUA